Molecule: messenger RNA, 3184 nt
Organism: Drosophila ananassae
Lineage: Eukaryota; Metazoa; Arthropoda; Insecta; Diptera; Drosophilidae
Exons: 6
Coding region: 345-2555 (736 amino acids)
Cellular component (GO): membrane
Source: RefSeq, a predicted model, not a curated record
UUUUCUUUUGAACGACGAGGCGUUUGGACGUUUCGAAAACAACGCGGGUAAUACUGCUACCGAAAUCGAAUAUCGUGACUCGGAGUCACCCACGCCGAAGCUCCUUUAACUUCGUCGCCGGCAGCUGCCGCCAAAAUAUAAAUAUAUAUACAAAUAAAAACGAUUUUUGUUUUUAUUUGAAGCAAAACGCGCGACGCGCGCCUUUCGAACCCAUCGAGUCUAUCAUGAGCAUCUGAUUCCCAACGAACGCAGUGGAAUUCGACGAAGAAGAACGAACCCAUCCCCGAGGUGGCUUAAUUAGAGAGAUUAAACUAGAUAGUUUGUAGCAUUCAGCAGCCAAGAAAAUGGGUUUCAUUGCCGAACGCAAGCCGCGAGUCAACAAGACGUUGAUUUCGCUCAAGUUUGUGGUAUUUUUCGUGAUUAGCGGUCUCACAGCUUUGCAUGUCCUGCAUGCCACAAAGCCCCUGCUCCUGGGUCUGACCUUCUCCGAGUAUCGCACCAUCACCAUCCUAGCGCCUUUUGUGUCGAUUCUGGGUCCUUUGAUUGCUGGUCCUUGGGCGGAUCGCCUGGCUGCCAGGAAUCCCAACACCUUUGGCCGCACUCUGCGAGUGCUGACAGCUGUUUUCCUGCUGAUUUCCGCCCUGAUCUACGCUUUCCUGUUUGCGGUACCGGAUGUUAGCCGAGCGCCCGCCCACGAGCCGCUGGUCAGUUUUGGAUGCGAUGCCAGAGGCGGCUUCCUGUUCCAGGAGCGGUGUGGCGCCAAUGCCAGCUGUAGUCGGUGGGAGCAGAAGGAGGGCCGCAUCAACCUGACCCGAUGCACCUACAGUUGCCAGAAUCCUAAGCUCUACGAGCCCUUGUAUGUGGCCUGGUUGGCUGAGGUUCCCACUCUGGCUCCCUCGACGGAGCAAAGCUCGGAGUUCGAUUAUGAUGACGAGGCCACCAGUGCGGUUACCGAAAGCCUGCGCACCCGAAGAUCUGUAGAUGCCUCUGAUCCAGCGGAUAGUGCAGGUGUGGAGGCUAUAAGUGCCGAAACCACCGCCCACCGAGCGACCCGGCAGGUGAAGACCGCACCGAAGAAGGUCUAUGUCCAGCCGCCCCAUGUCUGUCUGACGGAGAAGAAUGAGCAGGGCCAGGACAUCGUCAAACACUGCCACGCCUACACCGAGGAGAAAACCAGUGUCGUCAUGGAUGCUGUAAUGGGAGCGGCAAUAAGCUCCGAAGACCUGAACGAUGACUACGAUGGCUGGUGCCAGUAUCCUUUGGCCGGUUUCCAGUGCAACAUUCCCGAAGAUCAGGCUCAGUAUAUGAAGGCUCUGAAAAAUGGAACCAGCUGCAAGCCUAUGAUCGAGUGCCAGGUAGUGAACCCCUACCAUGACAAGAGCGUGCUCUCCGACAGCGAGUGUGUCAAUACCAUUGGCAGUGUGGAGGACACUCUGGUGAGCUACACAAUCAUCCGGCUGCUGGGCGACAUCUUCCCCAUGGCUGCUCUGACCCUUUUGAACACCGCCAUUGUGAUUGCCGUGCGAGAAACGUCCGAGGGAAGGGGCGAGGUCUGCCGGCAGUAUGUGUGGGGUGCCAUUGGCUACGUGGUGCUCUUCUCGCCACUGGAUCUGUUCUUCUUCCAGAAUGAGCCCAAUCAAGAUGCCGCAACGGUUGCCCUAAUCAUAUUCAUUGUUUGCUUCGUUCUGGGCGCUGUGGUACUUCUGUGUGCCACACAGAUGCCUCUGAGCCCGCCGGAGUGGUGGUGGCACACAAAGACCGGAAUGCUGGUGGUGCCCAUGUCCGCCAUCCGUCGCUACAGUCCUGAGAUUGUGGUUCUGACCCUGGUGUCCAUCUUGUUCGGCACCUUCUGGAGCAGCAUUCACAGCUUCCUUCGCUGGACCUUCACCGAUGCGAAUGCCGUUUGCUACUCGGGUCUCAUCCUCAUCCUGGUGCUCUUCUUCAACGUGGACAAGUUCAUCGAGUACUGCGGUCACUCCAACAUCUUCAUCGGCGGCCUGGCCAUUUUUGUGAUUCGCUUCACCGCUUUGACCGAUGUCCAGUGCCAGUGGCUGACCAUCGUCAUGGAGACCAUCGAGCCGGCUGUAAUUGGUCUGAUUUGGAUCACGAUCAUCCUAUACAUGCGCCAUGCCAUGCCCCGCAAGCUGACGGCCACUGGUCAGGCCCUCGCUGUCUUGGCCUUCUUCGGAUUAGGCAAAGGCUUUGGAGCUCUGAUUGGACUGGCUCGGGAUGAGAAGAACCCCCACCUGGAGGCCUGGCAGUGCACCUACCAAUGGCUGGCCAUUGUGGCGUGCGUCGUGGCCCUGGUCUACUUCGGGAUCUACAACCUGAUACUGGCUCCCCGCUGUACCGCCAAGCCGCAGCACUCGGAGGAGCUCAUCUCCGGUUCGGCAUCCCAGAACUUUGGCAAUACCGGAACCGGAAACGGAACGGGCAACGGCAACGGGGCCGGAAAUGGAGCCGGAGCGUCGCUCAAUGGCAACGGAAACGGCAGCUACUCGCCCCUUAGGGUUUACCACAACGAGAGGGGGAAGAAGGGCCAGUUUAGGUACUAAGAGAUCAAUGAACAAUUGAAAUUACUCCGUCUGUCGCGAUGCGAGUGCGAAUGAUAUUCUUAGGUUUUAAAUGUGUACACCACGCCUACUCCACCUCCCCACGGCAUGGCCCGCGCCGGCCCCCAGCCCUUCGCCCGCCUGAGGGCACCACUGCUAAUAGUUUGUAAUGCAUAUUUUUGCUAAGUGUAUACACCAGAAAAAAAAUUCAACAAAAAAACAAAACAAAAGAAAGGAUAAAAAAAAUACUUUUUUAUAAAUCGCAUGUAGAACUUAUUUAAUUUGUUAUUUAAUGCCAACUAAGCGAGUUCAUAAUUUUAAUUAAAAACAUAAUGGGGAAGUUGGCAGGCAAAAAAUGAACCAUCAACUGCCCGCUUUUAAUGGCAAUACAAUAGCAACAACUACAGCCACAACAUCAGUUAAUGCAAAAACAAUUUCCCCAGAUAUCACGUCGUUCUCUUUACCAAGUUACAAAAAUGAAGGCAUACAUUUUUAAUGAAACAUUUGCGUGAUUUUACUAAGCAUAAUACAUGAUGCACUACGAGCAUAUAAAUGUAACAAUAAAACAGAAAAUGUAAUUAUACAAAAAUAUAAUUAAUGGUAAUUAAAUGUUUUCAAAUUAAGCGUAAUAA